This is a messenger RNA of Papilio polytes (common Mormon), 939 nucleotides long. Its product is annotated as asparagine synthetase domain-containing protein CG17486-like. NCBI's taxonomy places the organism in Eukaryota, Metazoa, Arthropoda, Insecta, Lepidoptera, Papilionidae. Bases 1 to 939 code for a protein of 312 amino acids. Gene Ontology annotation, molecular function: asparagine synthase (glutamine-hydrolyzing) activity. The transcript has 4 exons. The record is from RefSeq and is a predicted model, not a curated record.
AUGAGAAAUUUGAUCAAUAUAGAAAGUAUAAAAAAUGUUGUUCUAAGAAUUACCGAUUUAUUAGAGAAGAGUAUUGAAAUCCGUCUGAAGACACAACCAAAUAAAUGCAAAAAUUGCAUUAAAUUUGAUACAUCGAAAUGUAGCCAUUGCACAGUUGGUAUUUUAUUUUCUGGUGGACUGGAUUGCACUGUACUGGCUUUAUUAGCAGAUAAAUAUGUUGACAAAGAUCAACCAAUUGAUCUUAUAAAUGUUGCAUUUGGUAAGAAUGAAAAUUCUUAUAAUGUACCUGACAGAAUUACAGGUAGACAGUCUUAUGAGGAAUUAAAAAGUAUAUGUCAAUCAAGGCAAUGGGUGUUUAAAGAAAUCAAUGUCCCAAAAGAUGUGUUGGAGGAUAAACAGAAGUCAAUAAUUGCUGAUUUAGUAUUUCCGAGAAAUACAAUUCUAGAUGAAAGCUUGGGAUCAGCUCUAUGGUUUGCCGCAAGUGGAUAUGGAUGCACAUCAUCUUGUAGGGUUCUUCUACUUGGAUCUGGUGCAGAUGAACUAUUUGGAGGAUAUCUACGACAUAGAAAAGCAUUCCAACGACAAGGGUGGCUUGGCUUGGACAAAGAGCUUCAACUGGACUGGAAUAGAAUUUCGUUCAGAAAUCUGUCACGUGAUAAUAGAGUUAUAUGUGAUCACGGCAGACAGCCAAGAAUGCCAUAUUUAGAUGAAGAUUUUGUUAAUUACGUCUUAAGUUUGAAACCAUGGUUGAAAUGUUUCCCUGACGAAGCUUUAGUUUGUGGAGUGGGAGAUAAGCUAAUGUUAAGGCUUGUUGCUCUCAGUCAAGGUUUAGCAAAUGUUGUUACAUAUCCCAAAAGAGCUUUACAAUUCGGAUCAAGAAUAGCCAAUAAGAAGGAAAAGGGUGGAGAUUUGUCUAAAAACUUUAUUGAUUGUAAGUAA